AUGGAUCCAUCCCAAAGCACUCUGCCCUUCAACUCAGCCUCAGGUUACGAGACGGAUGACGCUGCUCCCCGUCGAUCUGGCCGGAUUACUACUCCGGCACGUCUAGGACCUGGUAUGAUUUGUCCUCCAUCUGACAGCCGCCAAGCGCUCCCCAGCUUGUCUUUCACUUUUUCCAUCACCAAUCAACAACUCUUGACAUCAACCAACACAAAGGACAAAGGCAAGAGCAAGCGUGCCCGCUCUUUGUCAAUUCCUGGAUCUACAAUCAACACUGAAGCUGAAGAUGACACCGACACACCUGAAGUCAUCAGUGGACCCGCUCAAAAGAUUGCUCCAGCCCCCAAACGAAGUACCCUAGCCGGUCCCAGCAAAGGUAAAUCUAAGGUUGUGAAUAAGAAGAGUGGACCCCGACGUAAGGAUACUGAGGCCGAGUUGAACUUGCUGGUGUCACCCUGA
Messenger RNA from Melampsora larici-populina 98AG31, 456 nucleotides. RefSeq lists its product as uncharacterized. The record is from RefSeq and is a predicted model, not a curated record. The transcript is spliced from 2 exons. Lineage: Eukaryota; Fungi; Basidiomycota; Pucciniomycetes; Pucciniales; Melampsoraceae. Bases 1 to 456 code for a protein of 151 amino acids.